AUGUUGCUUGACAAGGGCGCCGACGUUAACGCGCAGGGUGGACGCUACGGCAACGCACUCCGGGCGGCUUUAGACAGAGGCUACGGCAACGCACUCCACCGGUAUCUAGAAGGAAGCCACGAAGCAACUGUGAAGCUGCUACUUGACAAGGGCGCCGACGUCAACGCGCAGGGUGGAGCGUACGGCAGCGCACUCUACGCAGCUUCAGAGGGAGGCCACGAAGCAACUUUGAAGCUGCUGCUCGACAAGGGCGCCGACGUCAACGCACAGGGUGGAGAGUACGGCAACGCACUCCAGGCAGCUUCAUUAAGAGGCCACGAAGCAGUUGUGAAGCUGCUGCUCGAGAAGGGCGCC
This is a messenger RNA of Paraphaeosphaeria sporulosa, 354 nucleotides long. RefSeq names its product ankyrin. Lineage: Eukaryota; Fungi; Ascomycota; Dothideomycetes; Pleosporales; Didymosphaeriaceae. The transcript has a single exon. The annotation marks the transcript as partial. Gene Ontology annotation, molecular function: protein binding. The record is from RefSeq and is a predicted model, not a curated record.